AUGGCACUUGGAAACAUGACCCACAUCACCGAGUUUGUUCUCGUAGGGGUCUCAGACCGACCAGAUCUCCAGAUUCCUCUCUUCCUCAUCUUCCUGGUCAUCUAUGGGCUGACAGUGAUGGGCAACCUGGGCAUCGUCACCCUCACCAGUGUGGACUCCAAACUGCAAACUCCCAUGUACUUCUUCCUCCGGCAUCUGGCUGUUAUAAAUUUUAGCAACUCCACUGUCAUUGCUCCUAAAAUGCUGAUCAAUUUUUUAGUAAAAGAAAAAACUAUGUCAUACUAUGCAUGUGCCACCCAGCUGGGAGGAUUCCUGGUUUUCAUUGUAGCUGAAGUCUUCAUGCUGGCCGUGAUGGCCUAUGACCGCUACGUGGCCAUCUGCAACCCCCUGCUCUACAUGGUGGUGGUGUCUCGGAGGGUCUGCCUGCUGCUGGUGUCCUUCCCGUACCUGUAUGGAUUAGGCACGGCUGUUGUUGUUACACCUUGUGUAUUCUCUGUGUCUUACUGCUCUUCCAAUGUGAUCAAUCAUUUUUACUGCGACAUCAUGCCUCUGUUGACAUUGUCCUGCUCAGAUACGUCUGUCGCAGAAACAAUAGUCUUUAUAUCUGCAGCUUCGAAUAUUGUUUUUUCAAUGGUGAUAGUUGUAAUAUCUUAUUUCAACAUUAUUCUGUCUAUUAUAAGGAUGCGUUCAGCAGAAGGAAGGAAGAAAGCGUUCUCCACCUGCGGGUCGCAUAUGAUGGCGGUUGCUGUUUUUUAUGGGACGCUGUUGUUCAUGUAUUUGCAGCCCCGAACUAACUAUUCUUUAGACACCGAUAAACUGGCUUCUGUGUUUUACACCCUGGUGAUCCCCAUGCUGAACCCCAUGAUCUACAGCCUGAGGAACAAGGAUGUGAAGGAUGCCUUGUGGAGAUUCAUGACAAACCCAUGGGACUUCUGUAAGGCAAGGUAG
Messenger RNA from Octodon degus (degu), 948 nucleotides. RefSeq names its product olfactory receptor 8J3-like. NCBI's taxonomy places the organism in Eukaryota, Metazoa, Chordata, Mammalia, Rodentia, Octodontidae. The coding region runs from base 1 to 948 and encodes 315 amino acids. Gene Ontology annotation, molecular function: G protein-coupled receptor activity; odorant binding; olfactory receptor activity. Gene Ontology annotation, biological process: sensory perception of smell; G protein-coupled receptor signaling pathway. The record is from RefSeq and is a predicted model, not a curated record. Gene Ontology annotation, cellular component: membrane. The transcript has a single exon.